GCUGAGAGCGCGUGAUGUUCCUGCGCAUGAGCACGCUGUGCGCCACCGCUCUGCCAGCCUCUUACUCCCGGGACUGAAGCUCCGCCGCCACGCUGCAUUUGAGCCGGAAGCGGGAAAGACCGUGGAUAACGGGUUGCAAAGCUGUGGUGGGGAGGAGGCCAGAGGAGCGUGGAUUUGGGCUGCAGCCCCUGCCGCUUCCAGAGAGACUACUUUGGCUGUCAGAGCGCGGCGAUACUAAUGUUCUGAAAUCCUGAACCAUGAGUUUAGCACUUAAUGAUCUGCUUAUUUGCUGCCGACAACUAGAACAUGAUAGAGCUACAGAACGAAGGAAAGAAGUUGAGAAAUUUAAACGCCUGAUUCGGGAUCCUGAAACAGUUCAACAUUUAGAUAGGCAUUCAGAUUCCAAACAAGGAAAAUAUUUGAAUUGGGAUGCUGUUUUUAGAUUUUUGCAGAAAUACAUUCAGAAAGAAACAGAAUGUUUGAGGACAGCAAAACCAAAUGUAUCAGCCUCAACACAAACCUCCAGACAGAAAAAGAUGCAAGAAAUCAGUAGUUUGGUCAGAUACUUCAUCAAAUGYGCAAAUAAAAGAGCACCCAGACUAAAAUGUCAUGAACUCUUGAAUUAUAUCAUGGAGACAGUGAAAGAUUCAUCCAAUGGUGUUAUUUAUGGAGCUGAUUGUAGCAACAUACUACUCAAAGAUAUUCUUUCAGUGAGAAAAUACUGGUGUGAGAUAUCACAGCAACAGUGGCUAGAAUUAUUCUCUGUGUACUUCAGGCUGUACCUCAAACCUUCCCAAGAAAUUAAUAGAGUUUUAGUGGCUAGAAUAAUUCAUGCUGUUACCAAAGGAUGCUGUUCACAAACUGAUGGAUUAAAUUCUAAAUUUUUAGAUUCUUUCUCCAAGGCUGUUCAGUAUGCAAGACAAGAAAAGAGUUCUGCAGGUCUUGGUCAUAUCUUAGCAGCCCUUAUUAUCUUUCUCAAAUCCUUGGCUGUCAACUUCCGAAUUCAAGUAUGUGAAUUAGGAGAUGAAAUUCUGCCUACCUUACUUUAUGUUUGGACUCAACAUAGAUCUAAUGAUUCCUUAAAAGAAGUAAUUAUUGAAUUAUUUCAACUGCAAAUUUAUAUCCAUCAUCCAAAAGGAGCCAAAAUCCAGGAAAAAGGUGCUUAUGAAUCAAUAAAAUGGCGAAGUAUUUUAGAUAACUUAUAUGAACUUCUAGUGAAUGAGAUAAAUCAAAUAGGAAGUAGAGGAAAAUAUUCUUCCGGAUCUCGUAAUAUUGCUGUCAAGGAAAAUUUGAUUGAAUUAAUGGCAGAUGUUUGUCACCAGGUUUUUAAUGAAGAUACCAGAUCCUUGGAGAUUUCUCAGUCUUACACUACUUCACAAAGAGAAUCUAGAGAUUACAGUACACCUUGCAAAAGAAGGAAAAUAGAACUAGGCUGGGAAGUAAUAAAAGAUUAUCUUCAGAAAUCACAAAAUGAUUUUGAUCUUGUGCCUUGGCUACAGAUCACAACUCAGUUAAUAUCAAAGUACCCUGCAAGUUUACCUAACUGUGAAAUAUCUCCGUUACUAAUGAUACUAUACCAGCUUCUGCCUCAACAGCGACAUGGGGAACGCACACCAUAUGUUUUAAGAUGCCUUAUCGAAGUUGCAUUGUGUCAAGGCAAGAAAUCAAACCUAGAAAGCUCUCAAAAAUCAGAUUUAGUGAAGCUCUGGAUUAAAAUUUGGUCUAUUACACUUCGGGGUAUCAGUACCGAACAAAUGCAGACUGAAAACUUUGGCCUACUUGGAGCCAUUAUUCAAGGUAAUUUAGUUGAGGUUGACAGAGAAUUCUGGAAGUUAUUUACUGGAUCAGCCUGCAAACCUUCUGGUCCUUCAGUAUGCUGUUUGACUUUGGCACUGACCAACAGCAUAGUUCCAGAAACAGUAAAAAAGGGAACAGAACAAAAUAUAUAUGAUGUAAAUAGAAGUUUUACUUUAAAGGAAUCAAUAAUGAGGUGGCUGUUAUUUUAUCAGUUAGAAGAUGACUUAGAAGACAAUACAGAAUUGCCCCCAAUUCUUCAGAGUAAUUUUCCUCAUCUCAUCCUGGAGAAAAUUCUUGUGAGUCUUACAAUGAAAAACUGUAAAGCUGUAAUGAAUUUGUUUCAAAGUGCACCAGAAUGUGAGCAACACCAGAAAUGUAAAGAAGAGCCUUCAUUCUCAGAAGUAGAACAACUGUUUCUUCAAACAACUUUUGACAAGAUGGAUUUUUUAACUGUUGUGGAGGAAUAUGCUGUAGAAAAGUAUCAAUCCAGUAUUGGCUUUUCUGUUCAUCAAAACCUCAAGGAAUCAUUGGAUCGCUAUCUUCUGGGGUUAUCAGAAAGGCUUCUUAAUAGUUACUCAUCUGAGAUUACAAAUUCAGAAAUACUAGUCCGGUGUUCAAGUCUUUUGGUGGGUGUUCUUGGCUGCUAUUGUUAUACUGGUAUAGUAUCUGAAGAGGAAGCACAUAAAUCAGAAUUAUUCCAGAAAGCCAAGUCUCUAAUGCAGUGUGCAGGAGAAAGUAUCUCUCUGUUUAAAAAUAAGACAAGUGAAGAAUCUAGAAUUGGUACAUUGAGAAAUAUGAUACAUCUUUGUAUAAGUUGCUUGUGUAACUGUACCAAGCAGAAUCCAAGUAAGAUUGUAUCAGUUUUGUUCCUACGAUUGUUAACGUCAAAGCUGAUGAAUGACAUUGCAGAAAUUUGUAAAAGUUUAGCAUCCUUUAUCAGAAAGCCACUUGACCAUGGAGAAGUAGACUCAAUGAAUGAUGAUAUUGAUGAAAAUCUACAGGAGGUAGAGGAUUUGUCUUCCAUGGAUCUUUUUAAAGAUUACCCUGUUGGUAGUGUGAGUGAUGCARGUGAUUCUGGGGAGAGCCAAAGUACUGUUGGUGCCAUGAAUCCGUUAGCUGAAGAAUAUCUGUCAAAGCAAGAUCUACUACUUUUAGACAUGCUCAAGUUCUUGUGUAUGUGUGUAACCUCGUCUCAAGCCAAUCCUGUAUCAUUUAGAGCAGCUGAUAUAAGGAGAAAAUUGUUAAUGCUAAUUGAUUCUAGCAUACUAGAUCCUACUAAAUCUCUUCAUCUCCACAUGUAUCUAGUGCUUUUAAAGGAACUUCCUGGAAAAGAACAUCCUUUGCCAAUGGAAGAUGUUGUUGAACUUCUGAAGCCACUAUCCAGUGUGUGUUCUUUGCAUCGUCGUGACCAAGAUGUUUGUAAAACAAUUUUAAACCAUGUCCUUCCUAUUGUGACAAACCUAAGUCAAGGCAAUAUGGACACUGAGCACACAAGGGAUGCACAAGGACAGUUCCUUAGAGUGAUUGGAGCAUUUUGGCAUCUAACAAAGGAAAAGAAGUGUACAUUCUCUGUAAGGAUGGCACUUGUGAAGUGCCUUAAAACUCUGCUUGAGGCUGAUCCUUAUUCAAAAUGGGCUAUUCUUAAUGUAAUGGGAAAAGACUUCUCUGUAAAUGAAGUAUUUCCACAAUUUCUUGCUGAUGAACAUCACCAAGUUCGCAUGUUGGCUGCAGAGUCAAUUAAUAGAUUAUUUCAGGAUAUGAAAGGAGGAGAUUGUUCCAGGUUAUUGAAAGCACUUCCGUAYAAGCUUCAGCAGACAGCUUUUGAAAAUGCAUAUCUGAAAGCUCAAGAAGGACUAAGAGAAGUGUCCCACAGUGCUGAGAACGCUGAAUUUUUAGAUGAGAUUAAUAAUAGAAAAUCUGUUUUACUGAUGAUGAUAGCUGCGGUUUUAUACUGUAGCCCUAUCUGUGAAAAACAGGCUUUGUUUGCCCUUUGCAAAUCUGUGAAAGAGAAUGGAUUAGAACCUCACCUUGUGAAAAAGGUUUUGGAGAAAGUUUCUGAAACUUUUGGAUAUAGAAAUUUAGAAGACUUCAUGGCUUCUCAUUUAGAUUACCUGGUUUUGGAAUGGCUAAAUCUUCAAGACACUGAAUAUAGCUUAUCUUCUUUUCCUUUUAUUUUAUUGAACUACACAAAUGUUGAAGAUUUCUAUAGAUCUUGUUAUAAGGUUUUGAUUCCACAUCUGGUGAUUAGAAGUUGUUUUGAUGAGGUUAAGUCCAUUGCUAAUCAGAUUCAAGAGGAUUGGAAAAGUCUUCUGAUAGACUGCUUCCCAAAGAUUCUURUAAAUAUUCUUCCUUAUUUUGCUUACGAGGGUGUAGGAGACAGUAGGAUGGCACAACAAAGAGAGAAUGCUACCAAGGUCUAUGAUAUUCUUAAAGGGGAAAACCUACUGGGAAAACAGAUUGAUCAUUUAUUUAUUAGUAAUUUACCAGAGAUUGUGGUGGAAUUAUUGAUGUCGUUACAUGAAACAGCAGAUUCUGGUGCCAGCCAGARCACUGAUGCCUGUGACUUUUCAGGGGAUWUGGAUCCUGCUCCUAAUCCACCUUAUUUUCCAUCACAUGUGAUUAAAGCAACAUUUGCUUAUAUCAGCAAUUGUCAUAAAACCAAGUUUAAGAGCAUUUUAGAAAUUCUUUCCAGAAACCCUGAUUCCUAUCAGAAAAUUCUUCUAGCCAUAUGUGAGCAAGCAGCUGAGACAAAUAAUGUGUAUAAAAAGCACAGAGUUCUUAAAAUAUAUAAUCUGUUUGUUAGUUUAUUACUAAAAGAUAUAAAAAGUGGCUUAGGAGGAGCUUGGGCCUUUGUUCUUCGAGAUGUUAUUUAUACUUUGAUUCACUAUAUCAACAAAAGGCCUUCAAAUUUCAUGGAUGUGUCAUUACGCAGCUUCUCUCUUUGUUGUGACCUGUUAGGUCAGGUUUGCCAAACAGCAGUGACUUACUGUAAAGAUGCUUUAGAAAAGCAUCUUCAUGUUAUUGUUGGUACACUUAUACCCCUUGUGAAUGAUCAAGUGGAGGUUCAGGAGCAGGUACUGAACUUGUUGAAGUAUUUAGUGAUAGAUAACAAGGAUAAUGAAAACCUCUAUCUCACAAUUAAGCUUUUAGAUCCUUUUCCUGACCACGUUCUUUUUAAGGAUUUGCGUAUUACUCAGCAGAGUAUCAAAUACAGUAGAGGGCCUUUUUCACUUUUGGAGGAAAUUAACCAUUUUCUUGCAGUAAGUGAUUAUGAUGCGCUUCCAUUGACAAGGCUUGAAGGAUUAAAGGAUCUUCGAAGACAACUAGAACAACAUAAAGAUCAGAUGAUGGACCUUAUGAGAGCAUCUCAGGAUAACCCACAAGAUGGCAUUGUGGUAAAGCUAGUUGUCAGCUUGUUGCAGUUAUCCAAGAUGGCAGUAAACCACACUGGUGAAAGAGAAGUUUUAGAGGCUGUUGGAAGCUGUUUGGGAGAAGUUGGUCCUAUAGAUUUUUCUACCAUAGCUAUACAACAUAGCAAAGAUACAUCUUAUACCAAGGCCCUUGAGUUAUUUGAAGAUAAGGAACUUCAGUGGACAUUAGUAGUGUUGAUCUACCUGAAUAAUACAUUGGUAGAAGAAUGUGUCAGAGUUCGAUCAGCUGCUGUUACCUGUUUGAAAAACAUUUUAGCUACAAAGACUGGACAUCGUUUCUGGGAGAUUUAUAAGACGAGAGCAGAUCCCUUGCUCACCUAUCUGCAGCCUUUUAGAACAUCAAGAAAAAAGUUUUUAGAAGUACCCAGUCUUGAUAAAGAAAACCCUUUUGAACGCCUGGAUGAUUCAAGUCUUUGGAUUCCUCAAAGUGAAAAUCAUGACAUUUGGAUAAAGACAUUGACUUGUGCUUUUUUGGACAGUGGAGGCUCAAAAAGUGAAGUUCUUCAAUUAUUAAAGCCAAUGUGUGAAGUAAAAACUGACUUUUGUCAGAUCGUGCUUCCUUGCUUGAUUCAUGAUAUUUUACUUCAAGACACAAAUGAAUCAUGGAAAAUUCUGCUUUCUACACAUGUUCAAGCAUUUUUCACCAACUCUUUCAGAAACCUCUCACAAACAAGUCGAUCCACAACUCCUGCAAAUUUGGAUUCAGAGUCAGAACCAUUUUUCCGAAGCUCUUUGGAUAAAAAAUCACAAAGAACAAUGCUUGCUGUUGUAGACUACAUGAGAAGACAGAAGAGACCCUCGGCAGGAACAGUUUUUGAUGAUGCUUUCUGGCUGGAUUUGAAUUAUCUGGAGGUUGCUAAAGUAGCUCAGUCUUGUGCUGCUCACUUUACAGCAUUGCUCUAUGCAGAAAUCUAUGCAGAUAAGAAGAACAUGAAUGAUCAAGAGAAAAGAAGUCUUAUAUUUGAAGAAGGAAGCCAAAGUACAACUAUUUCUAGUUUGAGUGAAAAAAGCAAAGAAGAAACUGGAAUAAGUUUACAGGAUCUUCUAUUAGAAAUUUACAGAAGUAUAGGAGAGCCAGAUAGUCUGUAUGGCUGUGGUGGAGGGAAAAUGUUGCAACCCCUUACUAGACUACGAACAUAUGAACAUGAAGCAAUGUGGGAGAAAGCCUUAGUAACGUAUGACCUUGAGACAGCAAUCUCCCCAGUAACUCGCCAGGCAGGAAUAAUUCAGGCCUUGCAGAAUUUGGGACUCUGCCAUAUUCUUUCCAUCUACUUAAAAGGGUUAGAUCACGAAAAUACAGAGUGGUGUGCUGAACUACAGGAACUUCAUUACCAAGCAGCAUGGAGGAAUAUGCAGUGGGACCAUUACAAUUCUUUUAACAAAGGAUUAGAAGGAACCAGUUACCAUGAAUCAUUGUACAAUGCUCUGCAGUCUCUGAAAGACAGAGAAUUCUCCACAUUUUAUGAAAGUCUCAAAUAUGCCAGAAUAAAAGAAGUGGAAGAGUUGUGUAAGGGCAGUCUUGAGUCUGUGUAUUCACUGUACCCCACACUUAGUAGAUUGCAGGCCAUUGGAGAGUUAGAAAACAUUGGAGUGCUUUUCUCAAGAUCACUCACAGAUAGACAAAUCUCUGAAUUGUAUAUUAAGUGGCGUAAACACUCCCAGAUAAUUAAGGACAGUGAUUUUAGCUUUCAGGAGCCUAUCAUGGCUCUACGCACUGUUAUUUUAGAGAUCCUGAUGGAAAAACAAGUGGAGCUCUCUCAAAGAGAGUGCUUUAAGGACAUUCUCACCAAACACCUUAUAGAAUUCUCUGUUCUGGCCAGAACUUUCAAGAACACUCAGCUACCUGAAAGGGCAAUAUUUCAAAUCAAACAGUAUAAUUCAUCUGUUUGUGGUGUCUCUGAGUGGCAACUAGAAGAAGCACAAGUAUUCUGGGCAAAAAAGGAACAGAGUCUUGCCCUGAAUAUUCUCAAGCAGAUGAUUAAAAAGUUGGAUGCCAACUGCACAGAGAAUGAUCCCAACCUAAAACUUAUAUACACAGAAUGUCUGAGGGUUUGUGGCAACUGGUUGGCAGAAACUUGCCUAGAAAAUCCUGCAGUCAUCAUGCAGACCUACUUAGAAAAGGCAGUAGAAGUUGCUGGAAGUUAUGAUGGAGAAAGUAAUGAAGAGCUCAGAAAUGGAAAAAUGAAGGCAUUUCUCUCAUUAGCACGAUUCUCUGAUACUCAAUACCAAAGAAUUGAAAACUACAUGAAAUCAUCAGAAUUUGAAAACAAGCAAGCUCUCUUGAAAAGGGCCAAAGAAGAAGUGGGCCUCUUAAGGGAACAUAAAAUUCAGACCAACAGAUACACAGUAAAGGUUCAGAGAGAGCUGGAGCUGGAUGAAUGUGCGCUCCGUGCAUUGAAAGAGGAUCGUAAACGCUUCUUAUGUAAAGCAGUUGAAAAUUACAUCAACUGUUUAUUAAGUGGAGAAGAACAUGAUAUGUGGGUAUUCCGACUUUGUUCACUUUGGCUUGAAAAUUCUGGAGUUUCUGAAGUCAAUGGCAUGAUGAAGAGAGAUGGAAUGAAGAUUUCAUCAUAUAAAUUUUUGCCUCUUAUGUACCAAUUGGCUGCUAGAAUGGGGACCAAAAUGAUGGGAGGCCUAGGAUUUCAUGAAGUCCUCAAUAAUCUCAUCUCUAGGAUUUCAAUGGAUCACCCCCAUCAUACUUUGUUUAUUAUAUUGGCCUUAGCAAAUGCAAACAAAGAUGAAUUUUUGACCAAACCAGAGACAACAAGAAGGAGUCGAGUAACUAAAAAUGCACCUAAACAAAGCUCUCAGCUUGAUGAGGAUCGAACAGAGGCUGCAAACAAAAUAAUAUGUACUAUCAGAAGUAAGAGACCUCAGAUGAUCAAGAAUAUUGAGGCACUUUGUGAUGCUUAUAUUAUAUUAGCAAACUUAGAUGCCACUCAGUGGAAAACUCAGAGAAAAGGCAUCAAUAUUCCAGCAGACCAACCAAUUACCAAACUUAAGAAUUUAGAAGAUGUUAUUGUUCCUACUAUGGAAAUUAAGGUGGAUCCCACUGGAGAAUAUGGAAAUCUAGUGACUGUUCAGUCAUUUAAAACAGAAUUUCGUUUAGCAGGAGGUUUAAAUUUACCAAAAAUAAUAGAUUGUGUAGGCUCUGAUGGCAAGGAAAGGAGACAGCUUGUCAAGGGCCGUGAUGACCUGAGACAAGAUGCUGUCAUGCAGCAGGUUUUCCAGAUGUGUAAUACAUUACUGCAGAGAAACACUGAAACUAGGAAGAGGAAAUUGACUAUCUGUACAUAUAAGGUGGUUCCCCUCUCUCAGCGAAGUGGUGUUCUUGAGUGGUGCACAGGAACUGUCCCUAUUGGUGAAUUUCUUGUUAACAAUGAAGAUGGGGCUCACAAAAGAUAUAGGCCAAAUGAUUUCAGUGCUUUUCAAUGCCAAAAGAAAAUGAUGGAAGUACAAAGGAGGUCAUUUGAAGAGAAAUACGAGAUCUUCAUGAAUAUUUGCCAAAAUUUUCAACCAGUUUUUCGUUACUUCUGCAUGGAAAAAUUCUUGGACCCAGCUGUUUGGUUUGAGAAACGACUGGCUUAUACACGCAGUGUGGCCACUUCUUCUAUUGUUGGUUACAUCCUUGGACUUGGUGAUAGACAUGUACAGAAUAUCUUGAUAAAUGAGCAGUCAGCAGAACUUGUGCAUAUAGAUUUAGGGGUUGCUUUUGAACAGGGUAAAAUCCUUCCUACUCCUGAAACAGUUCCAUUUAGACUCACCAGAGAUAUUGUGGAUGGCAUGGGCAUUACUGGUGUUGAAGGGGUCUUCAGAAGAUGCUGUGAGAAAACCAUGGAAGUUAUGAGAAAUUCUCAGGAAACUCUGCUAACCAUUGUAGAGGUUCUCUUGUAUGAUCCACUCUUUGACUGGACCAUGAAUCCUUUGAAAGCUCUGUAUUUACAGCAGAGGCCAGAAGAUGAAACUGAGCUACACACCACUCCAAAUGCGGAUGACCGAGAAAGCAAACGAGAUCUUAGUGAUAUUGACCAAAGUUUCAACAAAGUGGCAGAACGUGUCUUGAUGAGAUUGCAAGAGAAACUGAAAGGAGUGGAAGAAGGCACCGUGCUCAGUGUGGGUGGACAAGUGAAUUUGCUCAUACAGCAGGCUAUGGACCCCAAAAAUCUCAGCCGACUUUUCCCAGGAUGGAAAGCUUGGGUGUGAUCUUCAGUAUAUGAAAUACUCCUUGAAUUCAACCUUUAGAAAUUGUAUUUCAGCUUUCAUUUUCAACCCAUUCACAGUCUUUAAGUGGGGAUUAAUAUUUAAGUGAACAACUGUGUUUUUGAAAAAAAAAAAUGUUUUCUGCUUGAUUCAUUCAUCACCCAAAGAUGCUGUGAUAGUGUCCAGGAAGCUAUUUGCUUUCACACAUUAAAAAUGACUGUUAUUCUUGCCCUACUUAUUGGCUAAAUUUUUAUUUCUUCUCAAUAGCAUAGUCAUGGCAUUUUCAAUGGAAUCCAUGAUUUAUCCAUUAGCUGAGAAUGAUGAAACAGCAGAACAAUGGUUGUUCCUUUGGUAUAGAUUAUAACAAAAAUACUGCUAUUUUAAGGUGGCUUUUAGUUAAAACUUAUUUCCCAGAUAUUACAUAUAUGUAUGUGAUAGUUUUCUAUAAAAGGGGGAAAACUCUAAAAUUGUAACCAUGGUAAAGCUACAUUAAAAAUAAGAAUAUAGGACUGGGAGUGUGACUCAGUGAUAGAGAGGUUCCCUGAGAGGAUGAGGGAGGGACAAAGGAUAUUGAAAACAAAGUAGUGCAGGUUGAGCAUUCCUAAUCUGAAAAUCCAAAACAAAAUGUGUCAGUGACACAGACCUCUCUAACUUUACCCAGAAUUUUCUGAGUGUCAUUUUGGUGGAUUUUCAUAUUAGGGAUGCUCAGCUCAGAGUUUAUACAGAUACUUCAAAGUCAGAAAUACUUCUGGUUCCAAGCAUUUUGAAUAAGGGAUAUUCAGUCUGUAUUCUAAAAAUGUGUUUGUAUUUUCAGUAUGGUCACCUAGAGUUACAAAAUAAUAAAAAUGUCACCGAGAAAUUCAAAGACAUGGUUAGUGUAGUUACUAUUUUUUAAAUAUAUAUAUACAUAAAAUGUAUAUAUUUCCCUAUUCUAAAACUUAAGUCAGACUUCAAGAUUAGAAUAGACUAGUCUUACAAUUUAGAAAGCUAGUAUACUGGUUUGAAAUAUAUUGUUCCAUUUCAAAUGUUUUAAUUGCACCUUAAUGAAAUUAUGUAGUUUUGUUUUAAUACUACUAAAUGU
Urocitellus parryii (Arctic ground squirrel) is the source of this 10509-nucleotide messenger RNA. It is a transcript of the gene Atm, whose product is annotated as ATM serine/threonine kinase. Gene Ontology annotation, biological process: DNA repair. Gene Ontology annotation, molecular function: protein serine/threonine kinase activity; protein binding. Lineage: Eukaryota; Metazoa; Chordata; Mammalia; Rodentia; Sciuridae. The record is from RefSeq and is a predicted model, not a curated record.